Messenger RNA from Aspergillus wentii DTO 134E9, 1964 nucleotides. Its product is annotated as MFS transporter. NCBI's taxonomy places the organism in Eukaryota, Fungi, Ascomycota, Eurotiomycetes, Eurotiales, Aspergillaceae. The coding region runs from base 110 to 1699 and encodes 529 amino acids. The transcript has 6 exons. The record is from RefSeq and is a predicted model, not a curated record.
GAGAUUUUCUUUUUCCCCCGAUAUGACAGACAAAAGAGCCAAUCCUCGCGUUCGUAUAACCAAGGACUUCCAAGCCAGCUUUGAAGGAUUUAUUCUUUGAAUAGCAGCCAUGGUAGCUGCAGAAACCCAACCCGAUGGGCAAAAUGCCUCAAAAUCUUCGAUUCACGAAGAAAUCCAAGACGCGCCGCUCGAUAAGAACACGGAUCAGCCAAUUGCGCCGGAUCAGUUUGACGAGAAAUACCACACCACUAAAUGGGAGAUAUGGGCUUACUACUCUUACUACAUUGGAAACAACGGGUUGUCUUUAUUCAACUUUGCUCCAACCGCAUUUCAAAAUCUGCUUUCUCAAGCUGCUGGAGAUGCAGGCACACUCGCGUUUGCUGGGAAAAGCCGUUCGAUUAACAGUAUUGUUCUACUGUGUAAUGGAAUUUCCUUUGCCAUUCAGAUUGUCGUCUUCUUGGUAAUUGGAAGCUUUGCAGACUUUGGCGAUUGGAGACCUAAUAUUCUCAUUGUCCUUUCCAUCAUCGCCUAUGCUAUUGGAUUUGGUUGGCUUGGUGUACACACCGAAGACAAAUGGCGAGUUGGCGUGGGAUUGUACAUUGUUGGACUCAUCGCCUACCAGACAACUUUGACCUUCUGGACCGCGGCAUUCCCAGGGCUGGCUCGGAAUACGAUUGAGAUGAAGGAGAACGCAGAUGCAUACGCUAGUGGUAUCAUCUCGCGCGAUGAGUACGACUAUGCCGACACGAUGAAGCGUAGCCAGCUGGCCAAUAUUGCGUUUUACAUACAGUCAGUUGGGGAGAUAUUUAUCCUCGCCAUAAUCGUUGGGAUUAUGUUUGGACUUCGUGUUGAUGCGAGCGAAGCAAAUAAUAAUUGGGGCUUGAGUGUGCUGAUUGCUUUCGCUACUGGUGUCUGGCUGCUCGUCUCGUUGCCGUGGUUCUUUCUUGAAAAGCGACGACCGGGUCAAGACCCUGGGAGGAAUAUCAUUAUCGCUGGGUUAUCGCAAAUCUACCAUGCCAUCAGACAGAUAUGGAAAUUGAAGCAGAGCCUGGUAUAUCUGAUUGGUUAUUUCCUCCUCGGUGACUCUUUGAAUACAACCGUGACUGUGAUUAGCACUCUGCAAAAUGGCAUUGUCGCCUAUAAUACCCUGCAGUUGACCUAUAUCCUGAUUGUCGGUAUUGCUGCUCAGGCAGUUGGCAUCUACACCUUUUGGUUCACCCAACAGCGAUACAAACUCGACACCAAAACCAUGUUCAACGCCAUCGCAUUCGCAAUCAUCCUCCUAGACGGCUGGGGUAUGAUUGGUAUCUGGACGAACAAGUUCGGAUUCCACCACGAAUGGGAAUUUUGGGUCUACCAAGCCUUCUACGGUCUCUUCGUCUGCCCCUGGUACAGUUACUCCCAGAUCAUGAUCUCAGAGGUCACGCCCCGCGGCCACGAAUUCCUCUUCUUCAGUCUCUUCAGCAUCAUCGGCAAGACAUCUUCGUUUAUCGGUCCGAUUGUUUCGAGUGCUAUCAUCGAUGCGACGCCAUCGAGGAAUGCGUCUACCCCGUUUUACUUUCUGUUUGCGUUGAGUGUGGUUAGUUUUGGGAUUUUGGUGAUUGGGGUUGAUCUGAAGAAAAGUCGAAAGGAACAAGAAGUGUUCCUGCAAGAUAAAGUGCGGCGUCUUGCAGAGGAUAGAUCAUCAUUAUCGGGGUGAGUAUGUAAAUGGCCGUGGCUAGUAUAUACCAUUGUUAAGCAAUCACUACAUGCUUUUCAUACUUCAGCGUCUUGAAUGCUAGCGGGGUACUUCUAUGCAUUAUCAUAUCGUCAUAUAUCAUCAGUAAAGAUUUGAAACCCAAUAGACCAAGUGGUACUCCAAGAUUUAUAUAUCCCGUCCAGCCAUCCGUACGACCACCAUGUCAACACUUUUUAUAUACCUGAAAGAAUUACAAGAACCAGGAUGGAAACUAAACCCGAAGACU